GUUGCUCAGUUUCAGCUUCAGUUAUUAUUAUAUUGUAUUGUUGUUCAUCUUGUGGUGGUAACUAAUUUCUGUUCCAAUGUCUACAGCUUCCAUCUUAUCCCUCCCUCUAAGCCAUCCUGGAAAAACUUUGUCUAUCCGCAAAAUGUCUACGAAAACGGUAUUACAGAGGAUUUAAUAAAACCAGCACAUUUAGCAAUUAAGGUGUGGAAUCCACAAUUAUCUUUACGAGCCCAUUGUCAUCUGAAGGGAAAAAUGCUAAUAUUUAAUGUUGAAGGUGAUGCUGAUUUAGAGGUUCAUAUGUUUAAUACCACCACGCUGAUUGAUGUCAAUCUGGUGCCCACGGUAAAGGAUAAUCAAAGUUACUUGAAAGCCACUUCAUUUUAUGCCACACAACAAACACCGAGUAUGAAAAUGUAUUUCAAAAAUUCUACUCUCUUCAAUGGUGACCAAACAUUUGCCGAUGCCUUUACUGAUACCAUCAAUGAGAAUUGGUCGUUGAUGCUUAAUGAAAUUCAACCGUACUUUGAAAAAGCCAAUGCUAAAGUGUCCUUGGCUGUACUUAAUAAGAUUUUAGGAACCAUACCUACCGAUCAAUAUUUUAAAGAUACCAAAGAAAAAUGA
Molecule: messenger RNA, 621 nt
Organism: Musca vetustissima
Lineage: Eukaryota; Metazoa; Arthropoda; Insecta; Diptera; Muscidae
Product: circadian clock-controlled protein daywake-like
Exons: 3
Source: RefSeq, a predicted model, not a curated record